Ruditapes philippinarum (Manila clam) is the source of this 330-nucleotide messenger RNA. RefSeq lists its product as uncharacterized. The record is from RefSeq and is a predicted model, not a curated record. Bases 1 to 330 code for a protein of 109 amino acids. The transcript has a single exon. NCBI's taxonomy places the organism in Eukaryota, Metazoa, Mollusca, Bivalvia, Venerida, Veneridae.
AUGGGUCUUGGUCAGCCUACAAGUAAAAGAGUUAUGGGUCUAGGUCAGCCAUCUACAAGUAAAAGAGUUAUGGGUCUAGGUCAGCCAUCUACAAGUAAAAGAGUUAUGGGUCUAGGUCAGCCAUCUACAUGUAAAAGUUAUGGGUCUUGUAAAAGAGUAAUGGGUUUUGAUCAGCCUACAAGUAAAAGUUUAAGAGUUAUGGGUCUUGGUCAGCCAUCUACAAGUAAAAGAGUUAUGGGUCUUGGUCAGCCAUCUACAAGUAAAAGUUAUGGGUCUUGUAAAAGAGUAAUGGGUUUUGAUCAGCCUACAAGUAAAAGAUAUGGGUCUUGA